Messenger RNA from Phytophthora sojae, 1329 nucleotides. RefSeq lists its product as hypothetical. Bases 1 to 1329 code for a protein of 442 amino acids. NCBI's taxonomy places the organism in Eukaryota, Oomycota, Peronosporomycetes, Peronosporales, Peronosporaceae. The transcript has 3 exons. The record is from RefSeq and is a predicted model, not a curated record.
AUGCAGUCUCCUGCUUCCGCGCGCUCUGCGUCGCCUCUGGCGACCGCAAAUCUCGAUGGUCCGUCCAUGCUUCCGCCUGGCGCCGCCACGCCGGCCGCGCCGGCAGACUCUGAAUGCGCCGCCGCGCUCGCGCAGAUUGUCGAUGUUGUGGCCGCUGCUGGUGAAGACAGCGAUGCUAACUCCGGUCUUGACGAAGAGAUGGUGCGUGUGUGGGAAGAAUUAGAGCUCACCAGUCGCUCUCCCGGUCUUGGCUCUCCAGACUCGGGCUCGGCGUCCCCGGCGCCGCCGCCUGCGUCGCCAGCACCGCGUGAGGUUGUUGCUUCGGUUGGUGGUUUUUCUCCACCUACGCGCCUCCAGGAGUUGAUCUUCAUGCUCGAUGUGGAAGGGUUGUCUGUCGAGGAGGCGAUAGCUGUUGAGCCUGCGCUUGGGGAGACCUUUGAGGCCUCGCCUGAAGAUAAAUCCAGGCUUUUCGAUGAUAGUGACGACGAUAAAGGCCUGCCUCAGGUUGAUCGCUCGCGCUUGCGUCGCGGUGACGAGACUUCGACGUGGCAUCCGAUGCCGCUUCCUCCGGCGCCCAAAAAGCACCCGUCGAACAACCGCAAGAACCACUACAACCCGAAGAAGCCUUGGGAUUACAACACUGAAGUUGACAUCGUCCGUGCCUUGGAUGUCAGGGGCAAGGCUCCGCACCGUUGCUACUUGGUGGAAUGGGAAGGCAAUCCGCUACAGCUAAGCUGGGUCUGGAUGGAGCAGCUCGACAAACCGUCGACGCGCUACAUGGUGAGGAUGGUGGACGCUUGGAAGGAAUCGGGAGACAAGCGCACCUUCUGUUAUCGGUACUCGGAGCGUGAUUCCGCGUCGGAGGCUGGUACUUGUUUCAUGGAUGCUUUCCGCUCGGCCUUGUACUAUCUCGGACAGCCGGAUCUAUACGGUGUGUCUCGCGACGACGUGACGGAGUUCUUCAAAGUUCUGCAGCGCAAGAGUGUGUCACUGAACUACGACGUCCUUCUCCGAAACGCUCUUCCAGAGUCAAGUGCCAACAUCACGACGCUCCAAGGUGUUUGCCGCAAACAAGCACCCGGUGUUUACGUCGUCAGCGCUGGCCGCAAUGAUGUCGGGCACUGCUUUGUCGUGGUUAACCAUGGUCCGGAGAAGCAACUUCUGGCUCUUGACAAUUUCAAUGCCCGCAAGAACCCGCCGGUGGACGUUCUUCCUCUGAUGGAGCUGCAACCAGGAUACAAGUGUCGCCACGGCAAGCGCAAGUCGAAAACGCAGAAAAAGCGGGAGAAGCGCAUGAAGCAGCAGGUUCUGCAACACGAGGGGAUGUAA